This is a messenger RNA of Agrilus planipennis (emerald ash borer), 2284 nucleotides long. RefSeq lists its product as uncharacterized. Gene Ontology annotation, biological process: box C/D snoRNP assembly. Lineage: Eukaryota; Metazoa; Arthropoda; Insecta; Coleoptera; Buprestidae. The transcript is spliced from 3 exons. The record is from RefSeq and is a predicted model, not a curated record. Gene Ontology annotation, molecular function: RNA binding. Gene Ontology annotation, cellular component: nucleus. The coding region runs from base 126 to 2213 and encodes 695 amino acids.
UAAAGAUGGUGGUGUAGAAGCGUCAUUAUUAUGGUCAUUAUAUUGUUAUAAGGUGUUAGAAGUUAAAUAAUUUUAGUUAAAUUAAGAAAAUAUAAACAAUUUUUACAUAGUUUUAUACUUAAUCAAUGGGCGCAGCUGUCGAUCCUAACAAGCAAGUAAAGAAAAGGAAUAAGCGAGGGAACAAGUUUUUCCAGGUUAGGAAAGAAGCGAAUGCUCGAGUGUUUGGUAAUAAAUUUCGAGCAUCAUUUCCACCGAACGAAAUGAGACCUAGAGGUCCACCUCCAGGGCAUAUGCCUCCUCCAGGAAUGAGACCAAUGGGCCCAGUUCCUCCAGGUAUGAGACCACCACCUCCUUUUCGAGGAGGCAGAAUGCCUCCUCCACCACCGAAUAGAAUGAUGGGACCUGGCCCAGGUCCAAGAGUUCCUCUUCCAGGUAUGAGGCCACCUCCUCCAAUGGGUAUGAGACCUCAUAUGCCACCUCCUGGCAUGAGGCCACCACCGAUUGGAAUGAGACCACCAAUGCCUCCUCCGCGUGGCAUAGGGCCACGAGGCCCCGGCCCACGUGGUUUGAGGCCUCUCAUGUCUCAUAAACUUAGACCUAACAUACUAAAAGGCAAAGUAAUUAAAAAACGACCAUCACUGAAGGAUGUAGAUUUAACAAAGCCGUGGGUGACAGAGGAGAUUAAAGCAGAGUUUGCAAAGAAAGAUGAACUUCUAAAAAAGGCGAAAAACACACAAACACCUCCUGACUGGGCGUCGUACCGAGAGCUACGCGAGAAGUGCAGUAAUAUAUAUGCAAAGGCGAAAAAGGAAUAUUUGGAGGUGUCCGGUUCAUUGAAUUCUGAAAAUCAUGUUUUUGAAGAUGAUAACAGCGACGAUAAUGAUGAUGAUUAUGUUGAUGAUGAUAAGGACGAAGCAGAAGGAAUGCAAUAUGAGAACUAUUGUGAAGAACACAGCAGUAGUUACACAAAUGAAAGUGGAUAUAUUACUGAUAGUUCCAAUUAUUAUUGCGGAUUUGUGGAAGGUGUUACCGAAAGAAAUGAAAAUGGAAACAACUUUCACGAUUAUUGGAAUUACCAAGAUUGUCCAGACGGAUGGUAUGGUGUUGAAGCGAGUCCCACUUUUUACUGCGAUACAUGUGAUAAAUCUUUUAAUUCUAAUGAGGGAUUCGAUAAACACAUGUCCGAGCACAGAACUUGCGACAUAGAUGGCUGCAAAUUCACCGCGCACGAAAAAAUUAUUGAUAAACACGUUAAGAUGCAGCACGCCAGUGGACUUUUUACGAAAAUUGGUAAUUUAGAAGGUCCGGAAGACAUCGCCAAAUGGAUUGCUGAAAGGAAACAAAAGUAUCCGAGUAAAGAGAACGUUGAGAAAAGGUACGAACAACAGAUGGCAAUGUUGAAGAGAGGCGAGAGACUAUGGAAAAAGAACCGAUUCGAUAAAACUAACAAAACUAGGUUUACACUUAAGAGUAAACAACUUCCAACUACAAACAGAAAAACUGUAAAAAGGAAAAGUGUUCGUUAUCAAAAACCAAAAUCCACAAAAUCUUUACUUGAUGAUAAGUCAGACUGGAAUGGUGCAAUGUUUCCAUUUCGGGGAACCAAAAGCCUCUUUGAUGAACCCCCUGAGAAGGAUAGCGAGGUGUUUGAUGAUAAUGAAUGGAAGGAGCAUGCAGAAAAUGAUCAAAAGAGCAACAAAAUUGUCUUUAAUAACGCUUUAGGGGCACUUAUAGGAGCCUAUGGUUCUUCAGAUGAAUCAGAAUCGAACGAAACAAUUUCAAAACCAGAAAAUAAAGAAAAGGAAAUUGUAAAAACAUUUGAUAAAAAUAAAGUAGAUACUAAUGUUGAAACAAUAAGUGACGACGAGGGUCCAAUUGAAGAAAAAAUAAUUCGCGAACAUCCGCCAGUAGAAGAAAACGUAACGAAAUCUGUUGAAUGCUCAUUGAAAGAUGAAAAAAGGAGUAGAAAAAGGAAGAGAACAAGAAAAAAGAACGUUUUACCUCAAAAGAAAAUCGCCAAGAGAAAAGAAACUGGAUCAGAACCAACUUCAUCCAACUUAAAUAAAGUGACCAGUGCAGUUUAUAAAAAAAGAAGAGUGACACUUUUAGAAAGGAUAGUUCCAAUUANACUUUUAGCAAAAGAAAUACGACACGAGAGAAAUAUUAUUUUACAGAGCGUCAGAUAUGUUGUUGAAAAUAACUUUUUCGAUUAAAUUGUUCCUCAAUUAUUGACUAUAAAUUGUAAUUGAAUUAUUUUAACAGUAAAUAAUUUUUGUUAAUUCAA